Messenger RNA from Closterium sp. NIES-65, 993 nucleotides. The record is from the annotation of a GenBank genome assembly. Lineage: Eukaryota; Viridiplantae; Streptophyta; Zygnematophyceae; Desmidiales; Closteriaceae.
AUGUUAUCGUACCGAGUCUCGCAAAACGCCUCGCCCCCUGUAGAGUCGCUCCCGUUCCUGCACCUGUGCCUCUUGCUACCGUCGAGGCCGCUGUCUCCAGUGCUGCCUUGGCAGUUUGGUUCCUCUACGGCCUCGCCGCCACUGUCUGCGGAUCCGCCUACUCCGUGGGCAUCAAUGGUGGCCCCUCUCCCUAUGAUGGCAGCGGACGCUCUGGCGCUUGUGGCGGUUGCCCUUGCAGAAGCCAGCCCAGUAGGGGUCCUGGGGCGCCAGGUCCCAGCCCUGCUCCUGGCCGUCUCAGCACUGGCUGGGCUCGAAUCUUCUUCCCCCCCUUCCCACGAGCGGCGCGGACAGUCUCGCCGUUCCCGCAACCCCAUCUAUCGUUCGCCGCCUGGGCGUGCCCCUGCGUAUCUGCGCCCACGGCAGCAGCAGGCAUUCCGGCGCACACAACGGCAGCCAUCCCGUCCUCCUAGGUCAGGGCUCCGUUCCGUUCCCCCGCUGCAGCAGACAUCACCGCUGCCAACACAGCAGCUGCCACAGGUGCCGGUGACGCGGACAGCGCCGCCUCUGCCGUCUGUUCCUGAGCGCCAGCCAGCCUCUGGCUCUCCACCUGCUGAAGUGCUACUCGGGGGGUGGAAGAAGGUGAGAUUGAGCUGCCGCCAGAGGCAGCAGCAGUCACGACAUCAGACACUGGCCCCUCCUCAGUCUCCGCCCCCUCCACGGCAGCAGCCAUGUCAGUCCCCACCAGCGGCGCCUCCUCGGGCUCAGCCGCCCCCUGAACUAGUUACCACUUCCCCAGCCUCAGCUGCAUCAGCCGCCAACUCCCCAGGUGCUGCUAUUCCCUCCCGUCUCGUCGGCUCCUCGUGCUCCUGCUCGUGUAGCUGCGACGCUUCUCCACGUCAAGCAGUGCGUAAUGCACGUGGGGACGUGCCUGACGUUGCUGUCCAUCUCCCCGUCACCCAUUUCCUUCCUCCCCGGCCUCCUAAGCCGCUCUAG